AUGAAACCAAAUCAAUAAUUAAAUACAGAUGAAGAUGAAUUGAUAUCAGAGGAGCCUUGGAAAGAAUACAUAGAAUAAUUUAAAGAUUUAAAACAGAAAGCUCAUUCUAAAGCAGAUUAAGAAUUCUAACUUGUUACUAAACUUGAAUAAACCUUAACUAAUAUUGGUAAAGGUCCUAAACUUAAUCCUGAUAAGUCUUAAUUAAUACAUAAAGCUAAAUGCAUUUUACUUAAGCUUAAAAGAGAUCUACAUUUCUUUUUUGCUGAUGAACAUGAAUUAACACUUUAAUAUAUCACUAUUUUAUUUCUUUAAAUAUUAGAAGAUUAACCAUAUUUAUUCAAUGAAUUUUAAUAAUAGAUGCUUGAAAUGCUUACCUGUCUAACUUUAAAGGAUUAUACUUUAAUACUUCUAAUUAAUUCAAUUACAUUAAAAGAUUAUAUUAAGAAAUUAACUAAAGAUAUAUUCUUAGAUGCAACAUAGUAUAAUCCAACUAGUGAAAUUCUAUUUCUCUUAAUUGUAAUGAUGAUAGCCCAUCUAGAUUUUAUUAAAAAUCCAGAAUUAGAAUUGGUCUAAUUAAUUGUUAAAUGUUUUUAACAUUACUAAGAUUAAAGGGAUAAAACCUUAAGAGAAAGAGAAAUCUUAGAAUAAAGAAAAAAAUUUGAAAAAAAAAUUACAAGAAAACAAGGUUUAGAAAAGGAAGCAAUGGAAUUACCUCCUGAAUUAAAAUAUAUGCAAGUUCCAUAAGAAACUUGUAGAAUUUUAAAAUUAGGAUUAUCACUUAUUCCAAGUAACAUCUGCUAAAUGCCUUCAUCUUAUAAAUAUUAAUAAUCUGAGGAAAUAAUGAAAGAAACAUCUUUAAAUGUCUUUUUCUGCACAUUAAGCUUCAAGAUUAAAUAAACUUUAGUAUAAACAAUAAAGGAGAAUAAAAGGGAUUUUGAUGUAGUAUAGAUGUUAGUAGAUAUAGCAGGAAUGCCAGAAUGUUUUACAUAACAAAGAGAAGCAUUGAGAACUGUUAAUAUGUUUUUAGAGGGAUUUGAUGAUACAUUAUUAUGGAUUAAGUUUGAUUCAACAAAUUUAUUUGACAAUAGUAAUUUGAAUAACGUUUAAAUAUAUGGUGAUCCAACUAAGUUAACAAUAGAUUAAGGAUUAUUUUAUGAUGGUUGUGGUUGUUUUUUUGAUCGUAAUCAGGUGCUUUAACUAGAAGAACCAUUGAAAAUAAAUAAGAAAUAAAUUGCAGUAUCGUUUUGGAUGGUUAUGUUUAAUCCAGAAACUAGUAAGACAAGAGGUGCUUAAAAUAAUUAUUAGAUACGUACUUUGUUGGGUUCUAGUGAUGGAUUUACUUCUUUAAUUGUUUCAGAUUCUUAUUCCUAAUUAUUUGGAAUUACAAAUAUAAGUUAAGAUGCAUAUGGAUACAAGUUUUUUGAACCGAAGAAUUCUGAAAAAAACUUUUCAGGUUGGAAUCAUGUUGUAAUAAUACUUGAUAAUGAAUAAGAAUCAGCAUAUCUAUAUUUGAAUGGUUCUUAUGAAAGUUAAAUGAGUAAAGUUGUUGCAUUAUUUGAUAUAUAAUUUAUUGGUAAUAGUGGUACUCUUGAUUAACCUAUAGGAUAUGUAUGUGAUUUAAGAAUCUAUCCUAAAAUCUUAAACGAUUAAGAAAUCAAAAGUUUAUCAUCAUAUGAUAAAAAAUAAGUUUUAAUAAAUAGUAAAAAUGAUUUAAUAGAAUAAAUUCUUAGCAAUAGAAUUAUUUUAGAUUUUAAAAGAUUAUUAGGUUAUUUUACAGGUAAGAAUUCAGAAGCAUUGGUAUAGGCUUUGCAAAUUCUUUCAAAAUUAUGCCAGGCCACUACCAUUUUUAGAUUAGAAUGUGCUAAAUAUGGAAUAUUUGAUUUGGCUAUGUAACUCUUACCAUCACCUAACUAAUAAGUAUCAUAUUAUGCUGGAUUAUUAAUUAAUAAUAUGAAAUGA
This is a messenger RNA of Paramecium sonneborni, 1959 nucleotides long. Lineage: Eukaryota; Ciliophora; Oligohymenophorea; Peniculida; Parameciidae. The record is from the annotation of a GenBank genome assembly.